Molecule: messenger RNA, 573 nt
Organism: Rhagoletis zephyria (snowberry fruit fly)
Lineage: Eukaryota; Metazoa; Arthropoda; Insecta; Diptera; Tephritidae
Source: RefSeq, a predicted model, not a curated record
AUGUCUGUGGCCAGCUCUCGCAAGGCAGUGUCCCGCUCAGCCACGCAGUCACUUCCGGCGCCUGUGGACUGUUGCAGCUGCCACAAGCCAAUACGUGAGCGAUACCUGCUGAAGGCACUGGAUCAGUUCUGGCACGAGGACUGCCUCAAGUGUUCAUGCUGUGAUUGCCGUCUGGGUGAAGUCGGCUCGACGCUCUUUACCAAGGCCAAUCUGAUUCUCUGCAAGCGCGACUACCUCAGGCUUUUUGGCAACACUGGUUUCUGCUCAUCUUGCAACAAGAACAUCUUGGGCUUUGAGAUGGUGAUGCGCGCAAAGUCAAAUGUAUACCAUCUUGAAUGUUUUCAGUGCAGUCAUUGCAACCACAGAUUCUGCGUCGGUGAUCGCUUUUACCUGCACGAAAACAAGAUUCUCUGCGAGUACGACUACGAAGAGCGCAUGGUCUUCGCCAACAUGUCGCACAAUCUGGGCACACUGGACCAGGUGCGCCGACAGACGAAGGAGGUGCCCACCAGUGAGCUGUGCGACGCCAGCAGUGGCUAUGGCAGCAGUCAGGACUCACCGUUCGACCACUGA